Messenger RNA from Python bivittatus (Burmese python), 1826 nucleotides. RefSeq names its product secernin 3 (gene SCRN3). Gene Ontology annotation, biological process: proteolysis. NCBI's taxonomy places the organism in Eukaryota, Metazoa, Chordata, Lepidosauria, Squamata, Pythonidae. Gene Ontology annotation, molecular function: cysteine-type exopeptidase activity; dipeptidase activity. The record is from RefSeq and is a predicted model, not a curated record.
GAGAAGGACGGGGCGCUACCUUGCUGCGGGCGGCUCGGUCCCAGGACCCGAGCGCCGACUGGGAGGGCGGAAAAGCAGCAGCGCGGCGCCUGUUACGCGCAAGGCAAGGCGGUGACGCCAGACCGAGUUGCGGUCCAGCGCGGAGUUGACGUAGGGCUUGGCGGCGCGGCGGCUCUGGGCGAAGUUCUGGGUUGCUGAGCCUUGUUGAGCGAGCCGCCGGGGCCUGGUUCGCGCACGUAACGCCAUGAACGGGGCUCGGCGAGCCAGAAUGGCUUCAGGUUAAGAGAGAACGGAAGCCCGGGUAGCAUGAACGGUGGCGUUGUGGCACCUUAACCCUGUUAGUUGUUUAUGCCUUUUUCUUCGUACAAGCAGCCUAGAAGCUAGUGGGAUGGCUGAACCCUUUUCCUGUGAUACUUUUGUGGCUCUGCCUCCAGCUACACUAGGUAGCCAAAUCAUCUUUGGAAAAAAUUCUGAUAGGCCUUCUGAUGAAGUCCAGGAGAUUGUGUUUUUUCCUACUGCUACUCAUGAUCCAGGACAAAAAGUUGAGUGUACUUACAUAGAAAUCGAACAAGUACCAGAAACAUAUGCAGUUGUCCUGAGUCGUCCAUCCUGGCUAUGGGGUGCUGAAAUGGGAGCCAAUGAAUGUGGAGUUUGCAUUGGGAAUGAAGCAGUAUGGGGAAAAGAAGAGGUCUGCAGUGAUGAAGCGCUCCUUGGCAUGGACCUUGUCAGGCUUGGACUGGAAAGAGCGGAUACUGCAGAAAAAGCUAUCAGUAUUAUUGUUGAAUUGGUGGACAAGUAUAAUCAAGGUGGAAACUGUAUGGAGAGUCAAAUGGCAUUUACAUAUCAUAACAGCUUUUUGAUAGCAGACAGAAAAGAAGCUUGGAUUCUGGAAACUUCUGGAAAGUACUGGGCUGCAGAGAAAAUAGAACAAGGAACGCGGAAUAUUUCCAACCAGCUAUCAAUCACAACUAAAAUUGACCGUGAGCACCCAGAGCUAAGGAAUUAUGCUCUAAGCAAAGGCUGGUGGGAUGGCAAAAAAGUAUUUGAUUUUGCUGCCACAUAUUCAUAUGUCAAUACCGCCAGGAUGACAACUACAAGUGGCAGAUACCGUGAAGGCUAUAAAUUACUGAAGAAACAUACAGGUAAUAUAACAGCUGAGACAAUGAUGACAAUUCUUCGAGAUAAAGAGAGUGGUCUUAACAUGGAAGGUGCCUUCAUGACCACGGGAAGCAUGGUUUCCAUACUUCCCCAAGACCCUAAUCUCCCUUGCGUUCAUUUCUUCACUGGAACUCCAGACCCUGACAGGUCUGUUUUUAAACCUUUCAUUUUUGUGCAAAAUAUUACCCAACUUCUAAACACCAGCUCUCCGGUGUUUGGCCCCGAGGAUCCGGUUAAAAAGCAGCCACGAUUUUAUACGAAGCCAGAUAGAAGGCACGAGCUCUAUCGAAAACAUGAACAGGCAAUUGUCAUGAUGGAGUCCUCAAAGGAAAAGGCUGAACUGAUCAUGGACCAGAUCCAAAGAUUGGAGAAAACGAAGAUUGAUGAGAUAGACCGUAUUCUCCAGAGUGGGCACCUGGAUGUUGAUCAAGCAGUUAAUCUCUUUUCAAAUUGUGUAGAAGAAGAAAUACGUAUAUAUGCGUGAAAAUAUUUAUUUUCCAAAGCAGUUUUAUUCAUUGUACAAUGCUACUUCUGGCCAAAUAGCAUUUAUUAUGUGGAAGCUAACUGGAAAAUAAAAUAUUGGCAAUAGCCUUAGUAGAAUAUAAUUGCUAAUUUUAAAUGUGACUUGCAGCCAGCCACAAAGUUUAAAACAUCUGCAAAAUUACUGA